GCAAACACAGCCAUGUCUAGCUUAUCUUGUAUUUCCAUGACAAAAGCACUUGCUUGCGCCACCGUCACUGGAAACUCCUCUCCUCCCCCGCAAACCAAAAACACACCCAAAUCAGAACCCACAACUCUACCAAGUAGAAAGAAACAACCUUUGCAGCAACGAAGGCCACAACAGCCCUCCAUCGUCCAAAUCGAACGUGCCAUUGGAGCUGGCUCCUUCCGCGACGCAGACAGCACCGAUUUGGACCGGAGAAAGACUGUUUUUGAUGGCCUUUUACCAAUUACUACUGGGAAAUUUGAGGGAGCUGUGGAGAAGCAGCUCAGGAAGACAGGGGAGUGGAUUUCUAGCAAUACAGAAGCAAAAUUUCGUUCAUCAGGAAAAAUGAUUCUAAUGUUUGUGCUCAAAUGGAUGCUACCAAUCUGGACACUGUCUCUCCUGGUAGCUUCUGGAGUCAUAAAACUCCCAUGGACUUCCCCUCUUCUUGAUGACCUGAUUAUGUGACUUUUAGCCUCCAACAUUCAACAGAGUUGGCUUCUUCAGUUUGGUUUUGGCAUCUGAACCACCUGUUAGGUUGGCAUGAGUUGUUCAAAUCAAAAAAAAGGUUGGCAUGAGUUGUAAAUUUCACAUUUGUCCACAGCUAGACAGCAUUGCACCUCUAUACGACUACCUACUUUUGCGAGCAAAUUAUCAUUAAAUCACUUAAGAGAUG
Molecule: messenger RNA, 709 nt
Organism: Rubroshorea leprosula
Lineage: Eukaryota; Viridiplantae; Streptophyta; Magnoliopsida; Malvales; Dipterocarpaceae
Source: the annotation of a GenBank genome assembly